AAGAAGUGUCGCAGUUCAAUAACAUAGCAACAUGCUAGCUCCGAACGAAGGUUAAAAAAAGGGGGUAAACAAAGGUUUUGUUUUUACAUCCAGGUUUAAGAACAUGCAGUAUGGAUAUUAUGGAAGUGCAGUUGUUUAGCUAAUGUUCGGUUUGACCGAUAACAACCAACAUGCCAGCUCUGUUGCAGCAUAGUGCUGGAGUCUGUAUUAAACUCAGACGUUUACUGUUAUUGCAUUCAAAGCGAAAUGCUCACGUUGUAGCAAACAAACAAGUAAAUACCGAUAUCGGUAAUCAUGUUCUGUCAAAGUGUGCUAAUGUCAGGAGGUCGCUUCUGUCAAGAUCCGAGUGGACAAAAACAAGUCAUCCAGAGAUGAAACUCAUCGAGAGUCUUCUUCAUAGACCUUUGGGUCCUGGCAUGGUGGGAAUUCGCAAGGAGUUAAUCAGGAAGAACCUACUGAGAAACCCUCUUGGUUUGGUAAAUCUAUUAGGGGCAACAAACUUUUUCAGUGCAUCUCAGUCUAAACAACAGCAAAAUGAAAAUUCUGAACCAAAGGGAAAAUCACCUCAGGAUGAAGAAGAAGAGAAGAAACGGCGCGAGCAGCAGGAGCAGUUGUAUCGCGAUCGCCUGCGGGUCAUCUUCUUUAUAGGCCUCAUUCUGAGCCUGCUGAACUCCAUGAGCGGCAGCGGCGGCAACAUCUCCUGGAGCGACUUUGUCAAUGAGAUGCUGGCUAAGGGAGAGGUGUCACAAGUGUUCAUUGAUCCCGAGAGCGARGUCGUGGAGAUCCACCUCCACCCGGGUGCAGUUAUUUUUGGAAGACCUAGGCUGGCACUCAUGUACAAGAUGCAGGUGGCCAACAUCGACAAGUUUGAAGAGAAGCUGAGGGCGGCUGAAGAGGAGCUGAAUAUUGACGCUAAGGACAGAAUACCGGUGUCCUACAGACGCACCGGAUUCUUUGGAAACGUAGUCGUUACUCUGGGCAUGGCUGCUGUGGGUUUCGGGAUUCUCUGGUAUUUCUUCAGAGCAGUAGGGCGGACUGCCCGCGACGGCUUCAAUGCCUUAAAUCAGCUGAAGAUGGCCAAGUUCACCAUCAUAGACGGGACGUCUGGGAAAGGCGUGAGGUUUAAAGAUGUAGCYGGCAUGCAUGAGGCCAAGAUGGAGGUGAAGGAGUUUGUUGACUAUCUGAAGAGUCCAGAACGAUACCUUCAGCUGGGAGCCAAAGUUCCGAAGGGUGCGCUGCUUCUCGGGCCCCCCGGGUGUGGCAAGACUCUGCUGGCUAAAGCUGUGGCUACAGAAGCCCAGGUGCCUUUCCUCGCUAUGGCGGGCUCUGAGUUUGUAGAGGUCAUCGGAGGUCUCGGUGCCGCGAGGGUCCGCAGUCUGUUCAAAGAGGCUAGCUCUCGAGCCCCCUGCAUCGUUUACAUCGAUGAGAUCGACGCCGUGGGAAAGAAGCGCUCCACCAACAUGUCUGGCUUCUCGAAUACGGAAGAGGAGCAGACGCUCAACCAGCUCCUGGUGGAGAUGGACGGAAUGGGAACAACAGACCACGUUAUUGUUCUCGCCUCCACUAACAGAGCAGACAUCUUGGACAAUGCUCUGAUGAGGCCGGGCCGGCUGGACAGACACAUCUUCAUAGAUCUGCCCACACUGCAGGAGAGGAAGGAGAUCUUUGAGCAUCAUCUGAAGAACCUAAAGUUGACACAGCCUGCACAUUUCUACUCACAGCGCCUGGCUGAGCUCACCCCAGGAUUCACUGGUGCGGACAURGCUAACAUUUGUAACGAGGCUGCUCUGCACGCAGCCAGAGAGGGCUUCAAGUCCAUCGARACCGUUAACUUUGAGUACGCAGUUGAACGAGUUCUAGCAGGGAGCGUGAAGAAAAGUAAGGUUCUGUCUAAGGAGGAGCAGAGGGUUGUCGCUUUUCACGAGUCUGGACACGCGCUGGUGGGAUGGCUGCUGGAGCACACYGAGGCCGUGAUGAAGGUGUCCAUUGCCCCACGGACAAACGCAGCCCUGGGUUUUGCUCAGAUUUUACCUCGUGAGCAGUUCCUGUUCACUACGGAGCAGCUGUUUCAGCGCAUGUGUAUGGCUUUGGGAGGAAGAGCUGCUGAGGCCAUCACCUUCAACAAGGUGACCACAGGAGCUCAGGACGACCUGCGUAAAGUGACCCGUGUGGCGUACUCCAUGGUGAAGCAGUACGGCAUGUGCGACAGCGUCGGACAGGUCUCUUUCCCGGAGACGGAGGAACAAGGGGCCAUCGGACGCCGUCCCUUCAGCCAGGGUCUGCAGGAGCAGAUGGACCACGAGGCUAAUAUGCUGAUAGCUCGAGCUUACAGACAAACAGAGAAACUGCUGCAGGACAACAGAGACAAGCUCGCUCUGUUGGCCAACGCUCUGUUAGAGCGAGAGGUGGUGAACUACGAGGACAUCGAGGCCCUGCUGGGUCCGCCGCCUCACGGCCCCAAGAAGAGGAUCCUCCCACAGAGCUGGGUGGAGGCWGAGAGGGACAAGCACGACACGGGAGAGGACGAGCCUCGUCCACCUCCUCGCAAACUCAGUGAGGACGACGACGUAAAUCUUCAGUUAUCCUGACUUUACCAAAAACCUGGGACUGAYCGUUCACCAUUUAGCUUCGGACAGUGAAAUCAAAGUUUUGAAAACUGCAUUUUUAUGUAAAUGUUGAUAUUCAUUAGUUUUUCUGAAGCGUUUUGUUCAUAUGAAUGAUAAAUGUGCAGUUUUGACUGAUUACUGUAGCAGGAAAGCUUCCAUGGUGGCACUGAAAGCAACUAUUUAAUAAAGAAGCAGAAAAUAUUUAAACUUUAGCAUUUACUGUKAUGUACUGUAAUAUGAAUUUAAAUGCAGAAGUUUAUUCAUAAUCUGUGGUAUCUCUCUAGAAAAAGUAUUUUACAUUUUCAAAUAAACGCAACAGAACAUGA
Austrofundulus limnaeus is the source of this 2932-nucleotide messenger RNA. It is a transcript of the gene spg7, whose product is annotated as SPG7 matrix AAA peptidase subunit, paraplegin. Gene Ontology annotation, cellular component: m-AAA complex; membrane. The record is from RefSeq and is a predicted model, not a curated record. Lineage: Eukaryota; Metazoa; Chordata; Actinopteri; Cyprinodontiformes; Rivulidae. The coding region runs from base 171 to 2588 and encodes 805 amino acids. Gene Ontology annotation, molecular function: ATP binding; ATP hydrolysis activity; ATP-dependent peptidase activity. The transcript is spliced from 17 exons. Gene Ontology annotation, biological process: mitochondrial protein processing.